CUUCCAUCGCCUCUGCACAAGGGAAGCCUGCCUCCUGGUGCUUCAGGGGCGAGACGUGCAGGGCUCGGAGGAAAGCUCUCGAGACUCAGCGUUCUAAUCAUGUGUUGAUGGAAGUGCUUCUGUGAUCCCUUUAAUAGAAUGGUGGCUGCAGUUUCUGCUCUUCUGCCUCUGCAAGUUACGCUUGCCUGAGAGGAAGGUGAAACCCAAAGAGAACAAAGACGAUAUGGGAAGACUACAUGUGGCUGAAUCGCAAGGACAAUGAACGCACCAAUAAGCAGCAACACUGAAUGAUGUUCUCUGAGUGGAGGAUCGGAAAUAAAUUUUGAAAGACAGUGAAAACACACAAAAGACAUUAAAAACAAAGUGGGAUGACUGCUUUCCUUUACACGGGCACUAUGGCUAAAAUUCUUUGGCUGGAUGGUUGAGACACCGGACACACAUCUGUCAUUUAAAUUUGAAGCAUCCCCUUUUUACUCGGCGCUCAGAAGACUUGGAUAGAGGUGGGAACUGGAAGAGGCUGAAUGCUGGAUUGAGGAAAGAAAUGGACAUUAACAAGCAAACAUGGAAGUAACCUAAGAAUUGAACAAUAGAAAUUACCUCUUCAAAGGACAGGCUAGAGCUAAAGUUACAAGUUUACUGGGAGAGCAGUAUGCAGGAAGCUGGUUUUCAGGCCACAAAUGCGUUCACAGAGUGCAAAUUCACCUGCACGAGUGGUAAAUGCUUGUACCUUGGCUCGCUGGUCUGUAACCAACAAAACGAUUGUGGGGAUAACAGUGAUGAAGAGAAUUGCCUUCUUGUAACAGAGCAUCCACCUCCAAGAAUCUUCAGCUCGGAACUAGAGUUCGUGCAGAUUAUCAUCAUAAUUGUGGUGAUAACUGUUAUGAUAGUAGUGAUCAUCUGCCUGCUGAACCAUUACAAAGUAUCUACGCGAUCCUUCAUCACUCGGCAGAGCCAGAGUAGGAGACAAGAGGAAUCCUUACAACCGGAGGGGUGUUUGUGGCCUUCUGAGAGCUCAUCCUCACGUCAAGUCGCUCCAGAGAUUAUGUACGCCCCCCGAUCCAGGGACAGGUUUACUGCUCCAUCCUUUAUGCAGAGGGAACGUUUCAGUCGCUUCCAGCCAACCUAUCCAUACAUGCAGCAUGAGAUUGACCUUCCUCCUACUAUCUCCCUCUCUGAUGGUGAAGAGCCACCACCUUACCAAGGACCAUGCAUGCUGCAGCUUCGGGACCCAGAACAACAGAUGGAACUCAACAGAGAAUCUGUAAGGGCACCACCUAACAGGACUAUAUUUGACAGUGACUUGAUAGACAUUACUAUGUACAAUGGGGGGCCUUGCCCACCAAGCAGCAAUUCGGGCAUAAGUGCAACCAAUUAUAGCAGCAAUGGAAGGAUGGAAGGACCACCUCCAACUUACAGUGAAGUCAUGGGGCAUUACCCAGGCUCUGCUUUUUUCCAUCACCAGCAAAGUAAUGCAUCUCCUUCAUCACAGAGGGGGAGCAGACUACAGUUUCAGCAGAACAAUUCCGAGAGCACAAUAGUCCCUGCUAAAGGCAAAGACAGGAAACCAGGAAACCUCGUCUAGGUUCCUAUUGUCACGUGCACUUGAAGAGAGACAAGAGAAUCCAACAGGGGUGCGAUGGCAGUUUCUAUGCCCCCUGUGCACAAUAUUGUUAAGUUUCAUGUGAUGCAGUUUUAGUAAAACCAAACGUGCAAAGUU
Molecule: messenger RNA, 1717 nt
Organism: Pogona vitticeps (central bearded dragon)
Lineage: Eukaryota; Metazoa; Chordata; Lepidosauria; Squamata; Agamidae
Gene: LDLRAD4
Product: low density lipoprotein receptor class A domain containing 4
Biological process (GO): negative regulation of transforming growth factor beta receptor signaling pathway
Cellular component (GO): Golgi membrane; early endosome membrane
Molecular function (GO): R-SMAD binding
Source: RefSeq, a predicted model, not a curated record